AUGACGUGGAGGGCCGAGGAGGAGUCGAGGCCUGAAGUGGGCUCGUCCACAAGCAAGACUCCCGGGUCAUGGACGAGCUCGAUACCGAUCGAGGCACGACGACUCUUGCUGCCGGAGAUCUCAAUUAUUCUCGAGCGGGCCACGUGGCCGAGGUUGAGGUCUCGGAUGACCUGGAGGGCCAGUGGCGGGGAAGAUGGAAGAGACCGGUGUCUCCUCGACCGUGAGGUAGGAGAAGAGGGUGUCGUCGUGGCUGACAUGGCCCGACAGGCAGCGGAAUGUGGAAGGGUCGGCGGGGCGGCCGUUGACGUUCUAGAUGAUGUUGUCACGUCCUGGCUUUUGGAUCUGUAUUCAUUUGAUACAGAGCUACUUCUCCAG
Messenger RNA from Striga asiatica, 375 nucleotides. Lineage: Eukaryota; Viridiplantae; Streptophyta; Magnoliopsida; Lamiales; Orobanchaceae. The record is from the annotation of a GenBank genome assembly.